Molecule: messenger RNA, 660 nt
Organism: Recurvomyces mirabilis
Lineage: Eukaryota; Fungi; Ascomycota; Dothideomycetes; Mycosphaerellales; Teratosphaeriaceae
Exons: 2
Coding region: 1-660 (219 amino acids)
Biological process (GO): nucleobase-containing compound metabolic process
Cellular component (GO): cytoplasm
Molecular function (GO): ATP binding; AMP kinase activity; nucleoside diphosphate kinase activity
Source: RefSeq, a predicted model, not a curated record
AUGAUUGACGAUGUCGAUCCAGAUGCAAAGCACGAUCUGUUUGUCGUCUGUGUGCUAGGUCCACCAGGAGCCGGGAAAGGCACAAUAUGCGCCCAUCUAGCUGCAACGUAUCCACUUCUACAUUACUCAAUCGGUGACAAUCUACGUGCCUGGUUACGAGAUGACAGUCGGGACGAAGCUCUUGCAGCAGCCAUUCAGGAUAAGCUCAAUAAUCAAGGCUUUCUUACGGCAAAAGAUCUCGACCCGUUCAUUGCACAAGCAAUCAUGCAGGCGAGCCAGCAGAAUUUCAGAGGUAUCUUGGUCGAUGGCUUUCCGCGCUGCUUAGAGCAGUUGAAUGCUGGUCACAGCAGAGCGACAAAUCCAGACCUGGUCCUUGUCGUCAACGUCAGCCACACCAAUGCACGAUCGAGAUAUGUGGCUCGAAUGCGUGAUUCACGAGACAGUAUAGGGAAUUUCGAGAAGCGCUUUGCGGAGUAUGAGCGGGAGACGCUGCCAGUCUUGCGUGUGUAUCAACACAGAGUCCAUAUGCAUGAGGUGAAUGCAAAUGGAACCGAAGAGCAGAAUGUGGAGGAGGUAGAGCGACAGCUUGGCACAGCUGCCCCUUGGACGAAGGUUGGCUUGAUCGCAAGUGCCAAGAAAGAAGAGCAGAGUCAAGCUUGA